AUGCAGAGCGACUCCAACCCGAUGCACCUGCACGGCCACGACAUGUUCGUGCUCGCGCACGGCUUGGGCAACUACGACGCGGCGAGGGACGUGGCCAGCUACAACCUGGUGGAUCCGCCGCUCAAGAACACCGUCGUCGUCCCGAGGCUCGGCUGGGUCGCCGUUCGAUUUGUCGCCGAUAAUCCAGGAACAUGGUACAUCCAUUGCCACUUUGAUUUCCAUCUGUCCAUGGGCAUGGUAGCCGUUUUCAUUGUAGAGGAUGGAUCAACAGUGGACACCUCUCUUCCUCCGCCUCCUGAAGAUUUACCAAAAUGUGGCUCUAAUAAAGGAGGCCUUGAUUUGCCGCCAGUGGAAUUCUUCUACCUCCAAAAUGAACAGAGUCGCAAGACAGUGCCGGGCAAGUGA
This is a messenger RNA of Miscanthus lutarioriparius, 405 nucleotides long. The record is from the annotation of a GenBank genome assembly. NCBI's taxonomy places the organism in Eukaryota, Viridiplantae, Streptophyta, Magnoliopsida, Poales, Poaceae.